Messenger RNA from Prorocentrum cordatum, 433 nucleotides. Lineage: Eukaryota; Dinophyceae; Prorocentrales; Prorocentraceae. The record is from the annotation of a GenBank genome assembly.
GCCUUGGGCAAGUUCGAAGAAGAGUGCCUCUGCCAAGGACGCUGCCGCCAAUGCCGUAGCCCCCAUCGACCUCGCUCUCCAGCAGUCCAGCGACGCGCUUUCCAACGCCCCAGCUAAUGUGGCAGCCGAUGUUUCUGCGAACAUUCGAACUGGACCUGACGUCAUUGAGCUGUGCUUUCAGAAGCAGAUGGGUUAUUUUGGCCACGACCUGGACGAGCACGCUGACACAUUCCAGAAGCAUGAUGACGUCCUCUUCGAUUUUCAGUCCCAGGUGCAAGACAUCAAGAGAAAGCUGCCCAACGACCGCUCCUUCAAUCGCGACUUCGGCAUCGCGACCCUCGAAGUCAUCGAGCCCGACCUCGUCCAGAUGGAGAGUGCUGCGCAGUUUCUGGAAGCCUGGAUCACCAGCGCGGACCUCGAGGGCGCGUUUAAG